AUGGGUUCCCUCCACGACUACGAUGACGUCCCCCAGCUCUCCGCCGGCGCGCUCAGUGCGCUGCAGGAAUUCCUCGGCGAACGUGACGCCCACACCAAGCAGUUCGAGGACCUGAAGGUUGCCGCCGAGGAGGACUUCUCCAAGACCGAGCAGCCUCUGUCCAUGGAAGCAUUCACCGAAGACUGGAAUGCCACUACUACCCUGGCCAAGCAACUGCUCGACGGGGCUACCGCCGACACCAAGAUAGCCGUCGUCUCGGCUCCCAGCGUCUUCAUUCAGCUCAAAAACCUUCUCCGAUCUGCCGACGACAAGACCCGGCCUGAGGUCAUAUUGCUCGAGUUCGACGAGCGCUUCGGCGUAUUUAAAGAAUGGGUGCCCUACGACUUCGCUUUCCCCACCCGCCUUCCACCGCAUCUCAAGGGCCAAUUCGACCGCAUCAUCUGCGACCCGCCCUUCCUCAGCGUCGAUUGUCAGACAAAGGCCGCCCUCACCGUCCGCUGGCUCGCCAAGUCGGCCGUGGAUCCAUCUGCACAACGCCUGAUCAUCUGCACGGGCGAGCGCAUGGAGAGCAUGAUCGGCAAGCUGUACGGCAUCGCCGGCGUUCGGACCACCGACUUCGAGAUCCAGCAUGCAAAGUGCCUCAGCAACGAAUUCCGCUGCUACGCCAAUUACGAAGCCCGCAACGUCUGGCAGUGGAACGCGGGCUGCGAGUAG
This is a messenger RNA of Diplodia corticola, 714 nucleotides long. Its product is annotated as n-6 adenine-specific dna methyltransferase 2. The transcript is spliced from 6 exons. The coding region runs from base 1 to 714 and encodes 237 amino acids. Gene Ontology annotation, biological process: methylation. Lineage: Eukaryota; Fungi; Ascomycota; Dothideomycetes; Botryosphaeriales; Botryosphaeriaceae. The record is from RefSeq and is a predicted model, not a curated record. Gene Ontology annotation, molecular function: protein-lysine N-methyltransferase activity; nucleic acid binding.